Molecule: messenger RNA, 1557 nt
Organism: Lotus japonicus
Lineage: Eukaryota; Viridiplantae; Streptophyta; Magnoliopsida; Fabales; Fabaceae
Exons: 10
Coding region: 279-1382 (367 amino acids)
Cellular component (GO): cytoplasm
Source: RefSeq, a predicted model, not a curated record
GAUGAAUCAUGAAAGUACCAAUUGCCAUAUGUCGAAAACUGGAACCUUACAUCCACAUGUAAUCUUGUCACUUCAACUGUCCAAUGUUUCCACAUAUUCUAUAUGACGUGUACCCUUUCACCACCAUGAUCUUCAAAACUCAAACUUCUUCUGAGCUUGCAAAGUUUCUCAAAUUCAUUCCUUUAUAUUCUACAUAUGUAACAAUAUCUUAGAUUUUUUAAGAAUAUAUUUCAGACCCACAUACCCUUUGUUGGAUUUGAGCUGUUUGUUCAUUCCCCAUGGCUCUUCAUAUAAGCAGUGCUUGUUUUACUGUUAUGGGUCACUCUAGAGGUCACAGAAUAAGAGCUGUGGCUUCAGAGGGUUCUGCUACUCUUAAGACAGUGGAAGAGAAGGUGAAGUUGGGUGGUUCUGAUUUGAAGGUGACCACACUUGGAAUUGGAGCUUGGUCUUGGGGUGAUACUACUUACUGGAACAAUUUUGAGUGGAAUGAUAGAAAUGAGAAGGCUGCUAAAGCUGCUUUUGAUGCCAGUAUUAAUGGAGGUUUAACCUUUUUCGACACUGCUGAAGUUUACGGGUCUGGGCUCGCUUUCGGAGCCGUAAAUUCAGAGACUCUUCUUGGAAGAUUUAUUAGGGAAAGAAAAGAAAAGGAUCCAAAUGUUGAAGUUGCAGUUGCAACCAAGUUUGCAGCACUGCCAUGGAGAUUCGGCCGUGAAAGUGUUAUCACUGCCCUUAAAGAUUCCCUUUCUCGACUAGGACUGACUUCAGUUGAUCUUUAUCAGCUUCAUUGGCCUGGAGUAUGGGGAAAUGAAGGCUAUAUUGAUGGUCUGGGUGAUGCUGUUGAAAAGGGACUUGUAAAGGCUGUUGGUGUUUCAAACUAUAGUGAAAAGCGACUCCGCGAGGCAUAUGAGAAGCUCAAGAAGAGAGGCAUUCCAUUGGCUUCAAACCAAGUAAACUACAGCCUCAUCUAUCGGGCCCCGGAAGAAAAUGGUGUAAAGGCUGCCUGUGAUGAACUUGGGAUUUCAAUUAUUGCAUAUUCACCAAUUGCUCAAGGUGUUCUUAGUGGAAAGUAUACUCCUAAUAAACCACCAACCGGUCCUCGAGGCAGAAUUUAUACACCAGAAUUCCUAACAAAGCUCCAACCUUUGCUGAACAAGAUCAAUGAAAUAGGAGAGACGUAUGACAAAACUCCUACACAGGUAUCCCUGAAUUGGCUGGUAGCUCAAGGCAACGUUGUGCCGAUCCCCGGAGCUAAGACACCAGAGCAAGCUGAGGAAUUCAGAGGUGCACUUGGAUGGAGACUGAGUGGUGAAGAGGUUGCUGAGCUGCGAAGUUUGGCUUCAACAAUUAAGCCUGUUAUUGGUUUUCCCGUUGAAAAGCUCUAGAAUAUAGUUAAGCAUUAAACAGUUGUAGCACACACCAUAUAAAUCAAUUCGAUUCAAUUGUAAAGCUAUUGAGUCCAGCAAAAGGUAAAAUGAAAUUGUACCCCUUGCACAUUUGUAAUUAUGAGCAAAUGAUAUAUUGGCAUACGUAGCUCUUAAUGAGUCCUGUUAUCUACCA